Messenger RNA from Pleurotus ostreatus (oyster mushroom), 753 nucleotides. RefSeq lists its product as uncharacterized. The record is from RefSeq and is a predicted model, not a curated record. The transcript has a single exon. The coding region runs from base 1 to 753 and encodes 250 amino acids. NCBI's taxonomy places the organism in Eukaryota, Fungi, Basidiomycota, Agaricomycetes, Agaricales, Pleurotaceae.
AUGCAGAAAUCCACAGGCCAGACUGUUGACAUUGUCACCAGGUGCUAUCCACAUCUCUACCGUUCAAUUGCGCUCAGCGCGGCAGACAAUGACACAUCUGUGGGACUGUCUUUGCUAAGACGGACGCUGGUCGAAUUUCCCGAGUUGGCGUCACUGGUACAGGAACUCACUCUACCGCAUCAUUCAGCAGUCAGCGACGUCGAAGAGAUCGUCCCUCUCUGCCGCAACCUAAUUAGCCUUCUGGUCUGGAAUAACAAAACCUCAGUAGACCUUUCCAACCACAAGGCUCUGCGCCGCCUGUCCUGCUUCCCAACCCCAUUCCCUUCGGCUCUGGGGGGCCCGCCCCCGCCAAACUUCGUCCAUUUGACCCAUCUCGGUAUAUUAAUCUCGGAGGGCUCAACCUGGUACCCGCAGCUCUCCAGAUUGAUAAACCUCACACAUUUAUCCACAGAUCUUCCGUCGGUCCACUCGGACCUUCUCUGCUUGGUCGAACAUUUCCCUCCAAGCCUUUGUGUCUGCGUCCUUUUUGAGGAGUGGCCAUGGGUAGAUGUCCGAAUGAUGUCCAUCGCUUCAGGUGAAGUGGACCGACGCAUCGUGUUUUCAACCUCCGAGACCGACAUCGACCUCCCGGUUCCAUAUAUAUGCCGUCCGACAGAAGAUCUUUGGAGAGACUGGGCAAGACGUGGAAACGGGAAUACUCUCUGGGAUGAAGCUGAAUCGAUCAUCAAGAACCGUAGGGUCGCAACAAAUUAG